Molecule: messenger RNA, 2112 nt
Organism: Brassica oleracea var. oleracea
Lineage: Eukaryota; Viridiplantae; Streptophyta; Magnoliopsida; Brassicales; Brassicaceae
Product: membrane-bound transcription factor site-2 protease homolog
Exons: 7
Coding region: 128-1696 (522 amino acids)
Biological process (GO): membrane protein intracellular domain proteolysis; regulation of response to endoplasmic reticulum stress
Cellular component (GO): cytoplasm; membrane
Molecular function (GO): metalloendopeptidase activity
Source: RefSeq, a predicted model, not a curated record
UACCUAAACGCCGUCUUCCUUACGUCAAUAGCCGGUGCAAUCCGGUCCACUCCUAACCGGAAAGGGUUUAUCACCAUCACCAGCUCUCAAACUUAAACCGGAAAAAAAUUCAAUCUCCACUAAACCGAUGGAAAUCUCCGGACGGCGAAUGAGAAGAUUCCGGAUGAGAUUCGGAAGAAACCGCCUCGCCGGCGGCGAAAACGACGACGGUUCCGUCCUCUCGACGCGAAACGGAGGCAACACGGAGAACGAAGCUUCCUGUUGCUACUGCGAUCUCAAAAUCACGAUGUUCAACGAACACAUCUCCCGCCUCGGAAGACGAUUCUCCGGCGCGAUGAAGAUCUGGUUCUCAAUCGGACUCGGAUUCGGCGUCGCGUCUCUCCUCCUCGUCACACUCUUCCUUCUUCUUCAGUUCCACCCUAAACCACUCUCCAACCGCCUCGCUUCCGCCGUCUUCGGAUUCUCUCCUUCCACCCGUGUGUCGCUCUCGGGCUUCGUCUAUGUGUUUGUUUCAACAGUUAUUACUGUUUUAGUUCAUGAGCUCGGUCAUGCUCUUGCAGCUGCAAGUGAAGGGAUACAGAUGGAGUACAUUGCUGUUUUCAUCGCAGCUAUUUUUCCGGGAGGUCUUGUGGCUUUUGAUCAUGAUCUCUUGCAGUCACUUCCAAGCUUUAACGCGCUUCGUGUUUACUGUGCUGGUGUUUGGCAUAACGCUGUGUUCUGUGCACUCUGCGCGUUCGGUUUGUUUCUCUUGCCUGUGAUGCUGUCUCCCUUCUACAAACACGGUGAAAGCCUCGUGGUUGUGGAUGUGCCUUCUAAGUCGCCGUUGUUUGGUUAUUUGUCUCCUGGAGAUACUGUCGUGUCCUUGGAUGGGAUUCGGGUUUAUAAACCUAGCGAGUGGCUUGAACUGGCAGCGAUUUUGGAUAAGCAGAACACUGAGACGUCGAAUGCUUCCUUUGGAGGCUCGAGGAGGUUUCAUCACGGGAAGGGUUACUGUGUCCCUAUCUCUAUGGUUGAAGAAGGGUUCAAGGGGAAGAUGGUUGAGAACCGAUAUGUUUGUCCUGGUGAUCUCACUCCAUUUUCAACUAUGCCAUGCUCAGAUGUAGCAGCUCCAAGAGAGGUUUCUGUUUGUUUGGAUGCGAAGGAUAUCGUCAAGCUUAACAAAUGUGGUGAUGGAUGGGUGACAACGUCAGAGACUCAUGAUAAUAGUGGCUGUGUGUGUCCACAGGGGGAGAUGUGUUUACAAGCAAUGCAAUCUCCAGGCAUAUCAUGGACAGAGAUCUCUUAUAAAAGAACCUCAUCACUUGAUUGUUCUAGACUUGGUAUGGAUUUUAAUACCUCGAGUUGCGUCGGGACGUUUGUAUUUGUCGGUGAUCUGAUCGCCAUGUCACGUUCGGUUCAGUUAACCGCGUACCAACCUCGUUGGCUAUUAAACUACUUCGUCAAAUCCUUUCCGGAUAUCGUAGAAAGAAGCUUGACCUGCACGUUUCACGUCUCUCUCGCACUAGUCCUUCUCAACAGCUUACCUGUGUAUUACCUUGAUGGUGAAUCCAUUUUAGAGUCCUGUCUCCAAUUUUUCACAUGGUUAAGCCCAAGGAAGAAGAAGAAAGCUCUUCAACUAUGUCUUUUUGGAGGGAGUCUCCUCUCUCUUCUCGCCUUCUUCAGAAUCUUCUUCGUCGGUUUACCUCCAAGUCGAUAGUAAAAUGCCCGUGAAUCAUGAACCUUGACAUUUUUUUCUCAAAAUGUUUACUCUUUGAUUCGAGGCCAGGAGUAGCUCGAGUGCCUUGAACAUAUGAAGUUGAUGCAACUACACUCAGACUCGCCGGUUUCAUCAUGUUGAGAAUCAUUGGCGAACCUACAUUUCUCAAGAAGGUGGCAAUUGCCCCCACAAAAUUUUCAAAGUUUGUUAAAUAUGUUUAAACUUUGAUUAUUUUUCUUUUAGUAAAUAACAUUUUUACCUAUACUUUUUAAGUUUAUGUAAGAUUUGCCCCAACAAGAAAAUAAUUCUACAUUCGCCACUGUUGAGAAUGUUAAUGUUAGAUCGCAUUCGCUGUAGAUAUUGUUGUUGUAUAGAAGCUAAAUCAGUUAGAAACAUCUAUCUAUUAUAUUAAAAUA